Kwoniella mangroviensis CBS 8507 is the source of this 1179-nucleotide messenger RNA. RefSeq lists its product as uncharacterized. The coding region runs from base 1 to 1179 and encodes 392 amino acids. The record is from RefSeq and is a predicted model, not a curated record. Lineage: Eukaryota; Fungi; Basidiomycota; Tremellomycetes; Tremellales; Cryptococcaceae. The transcript is spliced from 2 exons.
AUGGUCCGUAAAACCGAUCAAUCGUCAGCCUCGACUGCGCCCAAUAGUGGUCACGAAGAAACUUCAAGCGAAGCUUCAUUUGAGUUGAUUCGAGAAUUGGACGAUGCCAUCUCCGUUGCAGACACCGUAACCACAGGUGCUAGUCCUCCAUCAGUGACAACGGCUCAACACAGUGGAGAUGGCAACAUUGUCUUUGACUCCGUCCCUAUUCCUGCCGGCAUCGUAAGAAGAGGAAGUGUCGAUUCCACCGCCACUUUGGAUGCUGGUACGGUCACAAGCUCGGGAAUCGGCAGUGCUACACCGACCACAUCAUCUUUCGUCGACGUAAUGGACGUCGAUGUAUCUCUUUCUCUCUCUUCUGAACCUUGGAUCGAAACACCAUCCACUGACGCCAGCUCAGUACACACGGGAAUCAGCACUGCAGACACUCCAAUUGGUUCUGAAGACGGCUCAAACGUUGGUGCUAGGAGACACAGACGACCAGUAGUCGAGCACAUACUAAGUCAAAACCCUGGUGACGGUAUUCAACUCCCCAAGCAUACGAUUCGGGAUUCCAAUUCAACGCAGCUGGGAAUGGACGGAAAUCAACGAGAGUUAGUCUUGGCUGCUUUGAGCGCUCAUGACGCUUUGAGAAAUCGAUCAAUGGGUACGGACGGUGUCGCUUCUUCCGCUAGUCAAGGUAUCGAAAUUAAUCCUCCAAUCUAUGAAGGGCAGCUUCCAGAUGAUCCUGAAAUUUACAAUCUCGAUGAUCUCGAUUUAUCACCUGAGGCGCGUCGAAGAGCCGAAAUGAGAUUGGAAGAACAACGAUUGGGAAUCCGAAUCAUCCCUCAUGACGAUGUUUGGCCCCAAGAAGGUGGCCAGUCCCCUGUGGAUACAGAAAGAGAUUAUGCAUCUGAUCCCCAAGAGCAAGAGAUGAAGGAAGAGUAUGACGAAGAUGAUGAUGAAGGAUCAGUCUUCGAAGAACCGGUAGACGACGAACCUGAACUUGCCAGUGCGGGUACUGAGACGACCGUGCAUAUCAAUCCAAUCGUGGAAGGUCAAGGGUUUCAACUGAAUCUCAGCAGUGGAACGAACAGCAAUUCGAUCUACAAGAAUAACAAGGUCUCAGGUCGGGGUAAACAGAUAAAUGGUGAUAUCACUGAUCCAGAAUUUUUUGCCAACUUCUUCACUCGUCGAUAG